UCUGGCGAGGUUUCGGUUUGCAAUUGCAUGAAUAGAAAGAGGUUUUGAGUUCGUGUUACUUGAGGAGAAAGCUGUCGUAAAGGAGCCGCAUUUGGCUUCUCCGGGAAUGAUAUCCAAGGAGAUUUUCCUUCAUUUUCUCUCGAUUGAUUUCUUGGUUUUGUUGCACACGAGGUUUUGUUCUGAAUAGGCCAAGGAGGGAUUCUGAAGAAUUUCAAUGGAGGCAAACCAGAAAAAUCCUAACUUUGUCUCGAAGAGGGGGAAGUACAAGAAAAAGCGUGAUCGGAGAAAGCUGCUUGUCGGUGAAAAAGUAGAGGUGAGGAGUUUCGAAGAUGGGUUCCUCGGUUCUUGGCACUCUGGAACCGUAACUGCACUAGAAAAGCAAGCCCGUCAUAUCAGAUAUGAUCACCUCCUGUCUGAAAAUGGCGGGGAUAAUGUCGUCCAGACAGUAUCUGUCUCAAAGGUAGUAGAAGGGGCAAGAAUCGCCAAACCCUCCUCCUUUGAUGGUUACCGUGGAUCUAUAAGACCACCGUCUCCAAAAAUUCUGUUUGAUAAACAUGACCUUCGAUAUGGACUAUGCGUUGAUGUGUAUCACGUUGAAGCGUGGUGGGAAGGUGUAAUCCUCGACCACAAAGAUGGUUCUGAAGAAUGGAAGAUCUUCUUUCCCGAUUUGGGCGAUGUGAUGAAUGUCGGGAUUGACUCUUUGCGUAUUUCUCAGGAUUGGGAUGAGAUUACUGAGGUGUGGCAUCAGCGUGGGACUUGGUUGGUUAUUGAGUUGAUCGAGAAGCACGAGAAGGAGAACUUUAUUCCUGUCUCGAUGGAGCAAUUGUGGUAUGAUAUAAGAGUUAAACCUGGUUUCGACGAGAUUGGCGAGUGGACUUGUUGUAAGAGAUUAUUGUGGGAAGACCUGGUACUUGAAGUUAUCCAAGAUAAUCUAAUAAUCACCAUAGAUCAUUUCCUUCAAGAACUCAAUGAUACAAGAUAUUCUCGAGAAUGUUUUAAUAACGAGAAUCCAGGAAAUUCCCACGCACAUAGCGAGAAAACUCGGAUGGAGAAUGACAAGAAUCAGGUUUUGCCUUACAAUAUAGAAGACAGCUUCCAACCAAGUUUGUCUGCUACAAACGAUGGCGAAGAUGAGCACAUUGUUGAUACUAUAGAGGCCUAUUUGGAGAUCAACAAUAGAGAGUGUAACAAGAAAGAUCUGAAAAUCCAGACUUUGAAAGAUAAAGUGAAAACACAUCUUUUUGCUAUCGGAUGGCAAUUUUCAAAGAUAUUUUAUGGAAGAAAAUGCCUCUCGAGGUACACUUCACCAUGUGGUAAAUGCUGCGUCUAUACCCUUAAACAAGCAUGUAGAAAAUACUUGAAAAGUAGGCAUUCGAAGAAUGAAGCCAGUGAAGUUCAAGAAAUCAGAAAUCUGAAAAGAAAGCGAAAGAGUGAUUCUCCAAGCUUUCGAUGCGACUCUCCCCAACAAAAGAUCAGCUCGAAGUUUUCAGAUAGAAUUGUGGAUGCGAAAUCUAGAAAGAAAUCAAGAACGGUCGUGGAACCGAGCCAUUAUCUCAACGAUAACCGAGGUAGAAUUCGUAUCCUACUCCCGAGAAAAAGAUUGUGUCAGGGCUCAACUCAGCAUUCUACAUACCAAGAUCCGAGAACCGUGCUUUCUUGGUUAAUAGACAACAACGUGAUUCCACUGGAGGGGAAAAUUUACUGCUAUGGAAUGGAUCAAAUUACAACGAAAGAAGGGAAAAUCGGCCAUGAUGGCAUCAAAUGUGGUUGCUGCAGUGAAAUCAUGACUAUACGAAGUUUUUCCCUUCACGCUGGUAAAGAACACCAAACCCCAGCGGCAGAAAUCUUCUUAGAAGACGGAAGAUCUCUUUUGGAUUGCCAGAUGGAGGCCAAUGAGGUGAGAGAGAGAAUGGAGAAAGACGGUUCUUCGAGAAGAAAAUGGCGUCAAGGAGAGAAUGAUGAUGUUUGUUCUCUUUGUCUCUAUGGCGGCGAUUUGCUUCUAUGCGACGGAUGCCCAUCUGCAUAUCAUAAAGAUUGCGUCAGGUUAGAGGAUGUUCCUGAUGAUGACUGGUUCUGUCCGAUGUGCUUUUGCGAGAUAUGUGGGAAAGUGAAUCUAAAGCAAGAUAUCUGCCAUUCCAAGGAAGAUCAAUUUAUCAGAUGCCAUCAAUGUGAGCGUGAAUGUCAUGUUUCUUGCCUGCCUAACCGAGGCGUAGAUAACAUGUCAGAGAAGGACAAGGGAGAGAACUGGUUCUGCAGAGACGAAUGUAAAGAGAUAUUCGAGCGCCUUCAGAAGCUGGUUGGGAUACAAACACUGGUGGGUUCAGACAAUCUAACAUGGACAUUGAUGAAAACCCUGAAAUCAGACAUAGCCAAUCUCAAUCAUGAGUAUGAAAGCAAGCUAAACCUAGCCGUUGAUAUCAUGCACGAGUGUUUUGAGCCGGUCGAUGAAACUCAAUCUCAGGGAGAUAUCAUCAGAGAUGUCGUUUUCAGCAGGAGCUCAAAACUCAGACGCUUAAACUUCACGGGAUUCUACACAAUUCUUCUCGAAAGAAACGAUGAGCUAAUAGCAGUGGCUGCAAUUAGAAUAUUUGGAAAAAACGCCGCAGAGAUUCCUAUUGUUGCUACGAGGUUCCAAUAUCGUCGUCAUGGAAUGUGUCGAAUUUUGAUGGACAAACUUGAAGAGAAGCUGAGAGAAUUAGGAGUAGAGAGACUGGUUUUGCCGUCGGUUCGUUGCGUGCUCAACACUUGGAUAAACUCAUUUGGGUUUUCAGAGAUGACGGAUUCAGAGAGGAAAAGCUUAUUGAGCUACACUUUCUUGGAUUUUCAGGAUACAGUGAUGUGCCACAAAACUCUUUAUCAGAAGAACCCUCUCCUAGUUUCAACCCCAUCACCCAAUGAGAAGCUUGAGAAGAGAAACAGCAAAGAACAAGACAUUGGGGGCAUCAUGUCUUGAGGGCGUUUCGUCUGUUAUUUUCAAACGUAUACGUAGGUUGAUUGGUUUUUAUUGAUAAAUGAUGAUGCGUCUACCAAAUUUUGUAGGCGUAAUCUGUUUUGAAGUGACCACAUAAAUGGCGUGGAUUGUCCGAUCCCUUCUGUCCAAUCCGUAAUAAGUUCGUAAACCGCUGUUCGGUUUU
Messenger RNA from Tarenaya hassleriana, 3134 nucleotides. Its product is annotated as increased DNA methylation 1-like. Gene Ontology annotation, molecular function: transcription corepressor activity; acyltransferase activity, transferring groups other than amino-acyl groups. NCBI's taxonomy places the organism in Eukaryota, Viridiplantae, Streptophyta, Magnoliopsida, Brassicales, Cleomaceae. The record is from RefSeq and is a predicted model, not a curated record. Bases 215 to 2953 code for a protein of 912 amino acids. The transcript is spliced from 9 exons. Gene Ontology annotation, biological process: negative regulation of DNA-templated transcription.